GAGGACGCAAACAGGUGCUGAGAUGUCCGUCUAAUGCCUUAAAGAGUGAUGGACUGGGCGAAGGCAACAAAUCACUCCAGGGUGAACUCCUCAUCCGACUCUUCGUCCUCCUUCUCCUCCUCUUGCUGCAAUUCAUCCCACCUCCCUCUCUCGCCCUCGCUCUUCRCUGUCCCCUCCUUCUCCGGCUUCGACCUGCUGUCCAGGCUGAAACURCUCUUCAUCCCCCUCUAUGCCGCCGUGGUCCUGGUCGCCUGCACCGGGAACCUGCUCCUCCUCUUCCUUAUCUGGCACAACGAGAAGAGGCACAGCACCACCAACUUCCUGAUCAGCAACCUGGCGCUCGUCGACCUGGUGAUGUGCGUCUUCUGCGUCCCUUUGACGGCGUCCUACGCCUUCGACAGGCGGGGCUGGGUGUUCGGGCGGCACAUGUGCCACUUUGUGACAGUCAUGCAGUCGACGGUGGUGUACGCGGCCGUCCUGUCCCUCAUGGCCAUCGCGGUGGAUCGUUACGUGGUCGUAGCCUAUCCCAUUCGCAAACGAGCGGGAUGCCAGUUCUGCUGGUGUCUGGUGGUCCUGAUCUGGCUGUCCUCCCUGGGGUUGUCUACACCCACGGCCGUCCACACCGUCUACCUGGACCUGGAUGCAACUGGUUUGGAGAUGGCGGUGUGCGAGGAGUUCUGGGACGGCCAGGAGCGAGGACGCCUUGUUUACUCCUGCUUCAUCCUCUUCUUCUCCUACUUUGUCCCGCUGGCUGCUGUCUCCAUCUCCUAUUGCGCCAUAUCCUACCACCUGAAGCGAAGAACCACAUCCGGCUUGACCGCCUGUCCGGAGCUGAGGUGUGCCCGGGCCGCCUGGAGCAGACGGAGGAGGAAGACCUUCUGCCUGCUCCUGGUGUCCGUUCUCUGCUUCGCUUUCUCCUGGCUCCCAUUACAGGUGGUGAACCUGAUCCGUGACCUGGACACGGACUUUUCCAUCUUGGGGAAAACCUACGUAAACGUCAUCCAGGUGUCGGCUCACCUGCUCGCUAUGAGCUCCGCCUGCUACAACCCUUUCAUCUACGCCUCUUUGCACCGCAGGUUCCUGUCCUACCUGUGCCUGCGCCCUCUGUCCAGGAGGAGACGGAAGGGGCGGGGCAGAGGUCAGGGGUCAAGCAGCACCGUGACGGCGUCCCACAGGAUGCUGCACCUUCACACGUCCACCGUCGAGGCAGACUUACCCGGCGUUGUUCUGAAUGAUGUGGUUCAGGGAGAAAGCUACACCUGA
Molecule: messenger RNA, 1263 nt
Organism: Austrofundulus limnaeus
Lineage: Eukaryota; Metazoa; Chordata; Actinopteri; Cyprinodontiformes; Rivulidae
Gene: prlh2r
Product: prolactin releasing hormone 2 receptor
Exons: 3
Coding region: 49-1263 (404 amino acids)
Biological process (GO): G protein-coupled receptor signaling pathway
Cellular component (GO): neuron projection; plasma membrane
Molecular function (GO): neuropeptide Y receptor activity; neuropeptide binding
Source: RefSeq, a predicted model, not a curated record